AACAUCUGCACUAGCUGUUUUUACUCUAUGGAGCGAUGCCUUGCCAAAGAGUUGUCCGGUUAGUCCGGAAUUAAUGUGCGACUCGAGCGUUUCUGUCGCUUGGAAUGGGGACGUUCAGUAAUCGCGCAGCGUCGAGAUCAGCUGCUCGCCCCGAGCCCAGUUUAGGAGUCCUCCGCCUAGUCCAUUAGCCGGAGCAGCCGCUGCUUGCUUCCGCUUUGGCUGGAUGCCGCAGCUGCCGUGCGGCGGCUUUCGGGCUGGGCUACGUCAUGAAACGACGGGGAGCGAUUGAGUAGGAGUUCCUCAUCAUCGGUAUCAAGGCGAGCGGCUGUGUGCGUCCCGGCGGCUCCCAGCCGUCGCAGGAAGGCCACAUCAUGGCAACUGUCGGCGUUCUGCCCACAUACUUCAAGUACAUCAGCGUGGCGCCCGGCGGAUCAGCUCGUAGGACUCUGCGGGUGCGGGAGAAAUACAUUGUCGUGUUGGUGCUGGCCACCUUCCUGAUGGUGUGCAUCGGGGCCGUGUUUUACUUGCCUGAACUCCGCGCGUCGAACGCCUAUCGCCACAUCAAGAACGCCGGCCCGGACCUAUUGCUACCCCCUCCGCAAGCGAUCGAGGACAACGUUCCCCGUCACAACGGCAUCGCCGCCGACGAAGAAGACCCGCACAGGGCCGAGGACCGAAACAAGCUCCAGGAGAAGAUCAUCCAGGACCUCGGACAGGGACUGCCGAUGCAGGUCGCCAGGCCCGAACCGGCGCGGCCUGUUUCGCCGUCUAAGCGAACCUCAACGGUAGUAGCUCGGCCCCUGGAGAGCCAAAGUGUACCCGCGGUCGACGUUAAAGCGGUCCCUGUUUCGCACGUUCCCGACCCGAAGAGGGAAGCAGAGAACCGCGAGAGAAGAGAAAAAGUUAGAGAGAUGAUGAAGCACGCUUGGGACAACUACGAGCGCUAUGCAUGGGGCGAGAACGAGCUUCGGCCAGUGUCCAAGAAGGGUCACUCAGCAGGCAUCUUCGGCAAGACCGCCAUGGGCGCCACCAUUGUGGACGGUAUGGACACCCUCUAUCUCAUGGGCAUGGCCGAAGAAUUCCAGCGUGCUCGAAAUUGGGUCGCCGAGAACCUCAGUCUCAAUGAUGUGAGUUCGGACAUCUCUGUCUUUGAGACCAACAUUCGCUUUAUCGGUGGUCUGCUCUCGUGCUAUGCCUUGACUGGGGACGACAUGUUCAAGAACAAGGCAGAGGAAAUUGCCCGCCUGUUGCUUCCAGCCUUCAACACACCAAAAGGCAUACCUCACGCCCUCAUUAACAUCAAGACGGGUGUAAGCAAGAACUACGCUUGGGCCUCGAGUGGCGGCUCGAUCUUAGCCGAGCUGGGCACCAUGCAUCUGGAGUUCUCCUACCUCAGCGACAUCACAGGCAACCCGGUCUUCCGCGAGAAAGUGGACAAGGUGAGGCAGGUGUUGGCCGAUCUUGACAAGCCCAAAGGCCUUUACCCGAACUACAUCAACCCCAAGACAGGACGCUGGGGACAGCACCACAUGUCUAUGGGAGCUCUGGGCGACAGCUUUUAUGAGUACCUCCUCAAGGCGUGGAUCCAGUCUGAUGGCGAAGAUGUGCAGGCCAAGCGACUGCUGUUGGAUGCUGUCAAGGCUAUCGAGGCAAAGAUGCUGCUGCAGUCUAGAAGUGGGUUCCUCUACCUGGCCGAGAUCAAGUAUGACCGAGUGGAGCCAAAGAUGGAUCAUUUGGCCUGCUUUGCAGGUGGCUUCUAUGGCCUUAUGUCCCGGACACUUGGAGAGGACCCUUCAGUCGCCAAGGGCCACUUCAUGGAUGUGGCAAAGAACAUCACUAACACAUGUCAUGAAUCUUAUGACAGGACACCGACCAAGCUGGGUCCAGAGUCGUUCCGUUUCACAGAACAGCUGGAGGCCAAGGCCACUAAGCAGAACGAGAAGUAUUACAUUCUGCGUCCUGAAGUGAUUGAGUCUUACUUCUACCUCUGGAGGCUCACAAAGGAUCAGAAGUAUCGUGAUUGGGGCUGGGAAGCUGUUCAGGCUUUGGAGAAGCACUGUCGUGUGGAUGGCGGCUACACCGGGCUGAAGAACGUCUACCAGAUAGAUGGCCCCAAGGACGACGUCCAGCAGAGUUUUUUCCUCGCAGAAACGCUCAAAUACCUCUACCUGCUUUUCUCCGACGACUCGGUGCUCCCGCUAGACCAGUGGGUUUUGAACACCGAGGCGCAUCCGCUGCCCAUCAAGAACCGGAACCCUUCUUACAGGCCGAGCAUCAGGUGAUUGGACGCAUCGACCGCUCGUCGCUUCACGGUCGUUCCUCUGCGCUCGGGCAUCCAGCCUCCAAUUGAAGCGCGUGCGUCCACCACCAUCCGGGCCAUGCCGGCAACCAGGCGAGCAUCUAGUGAUCGAACCAUAGACGAGGACGACGGGAACGAAAGUGGAGUUGACACGACUUCCCCUCUGCGCAAUAUUGAAGGACUAAUUGCAGAUGGGUGAUUGAUAGGAAACAGGCUGGGCAGGAGAAGCAGUUACGGCUGGACAGUUUUUUAGUGGGGUGCAUACAGUUGACACCGAGGUGAAUACGGUGUUCCCACUUGUGCACCCGGCUGUGAAGUGGUUGGAACGUUGUCUUCUACUUGGGAGAGGUGCAAUGAACACUGUUUGUUGCUUCGGGGGACCUUGUUUGUGUAUACAUUUUUUUUUUUUUCCUUUAGCCUUUGUUUGGCAGCGAUGUGUCUGACACAUGAACUCGUGUGCUCUCUUCAGCAUGUCGCUGACUCACUGCCGUGGUGCUGCGACAUUCCCAGUGAUAUCCCUAGAGGUUCCCCCCUGUUUCCUUCCACAUUUUCUUUUUCCAGUUUACACUGACUUGCAGAGCUGUUUAGUUAAUAUAAUGCGAGACCAUGAAUUUUGUGCACAGGGUGAAAAAGGUGUGUUGUUUUAUCUAUUUUUUGUUCUUUUAUAGAAAACAACUAUGAUGAGUCUGAUUUCCUUUUGUUAAAUAGUAUGCGCUUCUUUGCAAUUCCAAGCUCGGCAAUAAGAAAGUAUGUAUUUUAAAGAUUUCAGAGACAGCUACUUCUGCCGUCUCACAGCUUUAGAUGUCAGAUGUCGUUAUUGUGGCUUUCUUUUUAUGUGCAAAAUAGCACAGCUGAGUGCUGUGCAUAUACUUACAACCUGCUGGCCCAGGCUAUUGCUGCAAUGACUCACAGCAAAUGAAAAUAAACAUCAUUCGCACUCAGGAAUGCAGUGUUUUGCCAGUAAUCUCACAAGCUCGGCCCAUAUUUUUACUUCUUUUUUGUCUCUUACGUUUGUAUUCGUUACAUUACCCGAUGCCAUUUUCAUGCUGCAGCUCACCAUAGAAAGCAAAUCAAACAUUCACUUUUUUUUUUGUGCCCACCGAUUGCAGUAUUUUUUUCUCGCUCACCCAUUUGUUGCUCCAGCAUCGCAAACCACGAUACGUAGUUCACAAAGUUUGUGUAGGCACAGGUUCAUUUUCUCACACAGCAACUUGAACCUGGGCAGCACUUGCGGACGAGAUCUAUGCACAUUAGGUUUUUUUUUUAUUUUAGCUGUGUGUCCAGAGUUGUCAGUGGGAUAGAGGGUGAUGUUAUUGAUCUUAGAUAUUACAUAGGUUUUCUACACAUAAUCAACGAAGCAUGUGCACCACCUAGGGUUGGGCCGCAGUGAAGUGCAAUUCCCAAGACCUAGGGCAAUAGGAACAUUCAAGCCUUGUGAAGUGGCUCGGCCACUUUAAUAGUGGAACCACUCGAGCACUUUGAGAACGUUUUCUAGAAAGUAUUAGUUGUUCCUUAUUUUUUCACACCACUACCGCAUAUUGCGAAACACUUGUCUACUACGUCUAUUCAGAGUCGCGUGUGGUGACGAUUUGUUGAUGUUGUUGUACUCUGGCGAAAACAAACGUGAUGAACUUAGGGGCACUUCUCUUUUUUACUCAAAGCGCUUUGUUAUCUAGAAUUACUCAUCUCAGACCGACUGAGCUGCAGAUUUGUUUGUUAUGGAGCUGAACUGUGUUCACGCAUUUUUCUAUAUAACUUUCUUAUCUGCGCUGUCUUUUGAGUGUGCACUAUCGGCUUCAGCACUGAAUUCAUGAUGUUGCAGCGAUCUGUUGUGUACUCGCCAAAUGUGCAGUUCAUUCUGCUGAGAGGGCUUUGCAUGAAGCAGCACUGUACUAGCUCUUGUUUACAAAACCAAGUGGCUUCGUGCUACUGAUAUCACGUUCAGAUGCUCACGAUACGUCUUUGUAAGUGCAAACUUCAAUACUUUUUCGAGUGUUUUAUGAGGCACCACAAUUUCUACAUAGAUCAUGUGAAAAGACCCUGGCGAUUUGCUCACUUAGUGCAUUCAUGAUGCAUCACUGGUAGACAAAUAAUGCUCUACUAGAUAGUUUGUUAAGAAUGGCAAUAGCUCACUGUUGUCGCAGAAAAGCACUGUAAAGACUCUCAAUUGUUCCUUUAGGCAUAAGUGGCUAGAAUGUAACUUGUAACCAGGCUCUAGUGUAUAAAGGUUUAUUCAUAAUUCAUUAAAAAAAAAAGGAAGGAAGUUUGUUCAAUAUGUCACACCACAUUAAAUAAAGAAAAAGAGAGGCAUCUAGUAGUAUAGUGUAGCUAAGAGAGUGAUUAUAAUCAUAUGUAGAUAGAUCUGAAAGGCAUAGCACAUUUUAUUGCUAUUGUGAUGUAACAAAUGUUUUUCAACAUGCUGGACUUUGUUUGAGGAGCUUGGUUAUCAUUUUAUUAAAGUUUUCUUGCUUGAA
This is a messenger RNA of Rhipicephalus microplus (southern cattle tick), 4773 nucleotides long. It is a transcript of the gene alpha-Man-Ia, whose product is annotated as alpha-Mannosidase class I a. Gene Ontology annotation, biological process: carbohydrate metabolic process; mannose trimming involved in glycoprotein ERAD pathway. The record is from RefSeq and is a predicted model, not a curated record. Lineage: Eukaryota; Metazoa; Arthropoda; Arachnida; Ixodida; Ixodidae. Gene Ontology annotation, molecular function: calcium ion binding; mannosyl-oligosaccharide 1,2-alpha-mannosidase activity. Gene Ontology annotation, cellular component: endoplasmic reticulum; Golgi membrane.